AUGUCAAGCCACAUUAUCGCAAGCUUUCAACCGGCAAAGGAAAGAAUCCAAUUAUGCGUAACUACGCUUGAAUCUAUCAACGAUAAAUGGUUCACAUAUACUCAACAAAUCGUCACGAUGAAAAGAAGAGAAGAAGAGGAAGAAAAAUACAAAACAGUAACAGAAGGUGACCAAGGAAUAUUUCAAUUAUUACACGAAGGAAAGGAAGCUGUAAUAACACUGACAAUGCACAAGGAUGAAGUCGACCAAAACUUAAAACAACUCUCAAAGGAGUUGACGAACAAACAAACAAAAGAAGAAGCAAAAUUUACUCUUUCUUCAAAUACUAAUGUAAAUCUUCCUCAUUUAUCGCUCCCUACUUUCGAUGGAGACCCUAGACAAUGGCGACAAUUUUGGAGCAGUUUUAACGCAGCAGUUCACACACAAGCGAUUCCAGAAAUACAAAAAUUGAAUUACUUGUACUCAUGUCUUAAAGGAAAGGCUCUACAAGCAAUAUCUGGAUAUGAUAUAGCUCCAGAGAAUUAUGAAGUCAUCAGAAAACUGCUCAAUGAAAAAUAUGGCGAUCACUCAAUAGUAACAACAUUACUAUACAACGAACUCCAAUCAAUUAAACGAAAUGAAAGAGAAUGGAUUGGAACAAUUGAAAAUAUAGAACGAGUACUACGCCAGUUAGAAGCUCUAGGAGAAAGCCUCGAACAUUCAAAUAUUGAAAUCUUGAUCGAGAGCAAGUUGCCAUUAUGGAUAUUAAAUAAAAUAUAUAAACACAAGAAGAAAGACAUGCCUUGGUCAAUUCUCAAACUAAGAAACUUUUUAACAAGUUUAGUUAAUGUGAAUGAACAGAUUAGAAACUGUCAACAUUCACUCACUCAACUCAAUAUUAAAUCUACAAUUACCAAACCGGAACAAAAACAACGAUACAAUCCCGGAGGAACUUCAGCAUUGUCGACAAUAAAAGAUAAUCAAAAUACUUCGAAAACAAAUGAACGGAAUUGGACUGAUUCAAUCUUCUCCUAA
Brugia malayi is the source of this 1014-nucleotide messenger RNA. RefSeq lists its product as uncharacterized. The record is from RefSeq and is a predicted model, not a curated record. The transcript is spliced from 2 exons. Bases 1 to 1014 code for a protein of 337 amino acids. NCBI's taxonomy places the organism in Eukaryota, Metazoa, Nematoda, Chromadorea, Rhabditida, Onchocercidae.